AUGGACAUAAUAGGCGAAGUCCCUCAAGAAAGAGAUGAAUCUAAGUUUGAAAAUCUUCUCAAACCUAUACGACUAAAAUAUCAAUCUGUCAUAGACAAGUCAAAUCCCUAUACCAAAACUAGGUGGUGCAUCACUUUUGCAUUCCUUGCACUCUAUGUUCUUCGAAUAUACUUCAUCCAGGGGUUCCAUAUCAUUAGUUAUGCGCUUGCUAUAUACAUAUUAAGUUUAUUCAUACAUUCUAUUUCACCACAAGUGGAUCCAGAAUUCGCGGAUCUACUCGAUGAAGCACCAACACUCCCAAGAACGGAGGCAGAUGAAUUUAGGCCCUUUAUACCACGAUUAUUGGAGGCGAAAUUCUGGUACUACGCAACGCGAGCCAUAAUCAUAAGUCUUCUGUGCACCUUCUUCUCUUUCCUCGAUAUUCCGGUCUUCUGGCCCAUUCUCGUGGUGUAUUUCAUCCUCCUUUUCACCGUUAUGAUGAAGCGACAAAUAAAGCACAUGAUCACGCACCGGUAUGUGCCGUUCUCCUACGGGAAGCCGCAUCCCACAGGAAAGGUUCUCGUCUCUUAA
Molecule: messenger RNA, 570 nt
Organism: Echinococcus granulosus
Lineage: Eukaryota; Metazoa; Platyhelminthes; Cestoda; Cyclophyllidea; Taeniidae
Exons: 6
Coding region: 1-570 (189 amino acids)
Biological process (GO): retrograde vesicle-mediated transport, Golgi to endoplasmic reticulum; protein retention in ER lumen
Cellular component (GO): Golgi membrane
Source: RefSeq, a predicted model, not a curated record